AUGUCCAUUUUAACUGCUGCCUCACGAGUAAAUGAUAAGAAAAGACAGAUAAUAUCUUAUUUACGAUUAACCAGGAUUUCAAAUUUAUCCAUUGCCUUAAAAACACAGAUUAAAAUGUUCAUGAAUCAAGUAUCAGUUUUUGAAUCAGACGAAAUUACAGCUUAUGGAAUUUUCAAUAUUAAUUUGAAUCUAGUUAUAUCAAUAACAAUAUUACUUAUUUCUGCAAUAGCAACAUUGAUACAAAUGAAAGAACACCCAUUUUUAGUGCAUACAUUGAAUACUACGAAGAAUUUCUUUCAACACUUAAAUAUAUCAGUGUAG
Messenger RNA from Metopolophium dirhodum (rose-grain aphid), 321 nucleotides. RefSeq lists its product as uncharacterized. Gene Ontology annotation, biological process: sensory perception of taste. Gene Ontology annotation, cellular component: membrane. Lineage: Eukaryota; Metazoa; Arthropoda; Insecta; Hemiptera; Aphididae. The coding region runs from base 1 to 321 and encodes 106 amino acids. The record is from RefSeq and is a predicted model, not a curated record. The transcript is spliced from 4 exons.